This is a messenger RNA of Knipowitschia caucasica, 2490 nucleotides long. Lineage: Eukaryota; Metazoa; Chordata; Actinopteri; Gobiiformes; Gobiidae. The record is from the annotation of a GenBank genome assembly.
AUGGUGGGUGUUUUGGGGUUGGUUGUGUUUUGGGGGUGGGUGGGUGUGUGUGUUGGUGGGGGGGGGUGUAGGGGUGUUUGGUGUUGGGGGGGGGAGUGGGGUGAGUGGGGGGGGGUGUGUGGGGGGUUGUUUUUGUUUGUUGGGUGGUGUUGGGUUUUUGGGUGGGUGGUUGGGUUGGUUGGUUUUGGGGUUGGGUGUUGGGUUGGGUUUGUGGGGGUUGUUGGGGGUGUUGUGUGGGGUGUUGUAGUUGGGGGUUUGUUUUUUGGUGGGUGUUGUUGUUUGUUGGGGGGGGGGGGUGUGUUGUUUUGUGUGAGUUUUGGUUGUUUGUGUGUUUGUUGGUUGUUUUGGUUUGUGUGGUUUGGGGUGGGUGUGUUUUUUGUUGUGUUGGGGGUGGUGUGGUGUGUGUGUGGUGGUGGGGUUUGGGUGUUGUUGUUUGGUGUUGGUUGUGUGUGGUUUUGGGUUGAGUGGGGGGGGGGUUGUGGGUUUGUUUGGUGGUUGUUGUGUGUGUGGGGGGUGGUUUGUGUGGGUUGGUUGGUGUGGGUUUAUUGUUGUGUGGUGGUUUGGUGGGGUGGGUUGGGGGUUGUUGGGUGGGGUUUGGGGAGGUGUGGGUUGUGGGUGUUGGGUGGGGGGGGUGGGUUUUUGUGGUGUGUUGUAGGUGGGUGGGGGGGGGGGUGUGGUUUGUUGGUGGGGGAGGGGUGGGGGUUGUGUGGUGGGGUUGUGGGGGGGGUUGUGGUGGUGUGUGGGGGGUGGGGUGGGGGGGGUGGGGUUGGGUGGGGUGGGUGGUUGGUGUUGGUGGGUGUUUGGUGGGGUGUGGUUGGGGGGGUGGUGGGGGGGGUGGUGGGUUUUGGGUGGGGUGGGGGGGUGGUUGGGUUUUUUGUUUUUUUUGUGUUUUUUUUUGUUGUUGUUGAUGGGGGGUGGUGGGUUGGUGUUGGUUGUUUGUGGUGGGUUUGGGUGUGUGUGGGGGGGUUGGUGGAUUGGUUUUUGGUUGGUGUGGUGGGGGGAGGUGGGGGGGUGUGGGGGGUUGGGUGGGGGGGUUUUGUUGUGUGGGGGGGGGGGGGGUGGGGGGUGGUGUGGGUGUGGGGGUUUGUGUGGUGGGUGGGGGUGGGGUUGGGGGGUGGGUGUUGUGGGGGUUGUGGUGGGGGGGGGGUGUGGUGGGGUGGUGUGGGGGUUGUUGUGUGGUGGUGGUGGUGGGGGGGGGGGGGGGGUGGGGGUGUUUGGGGGUGUGUGGGGGGGUGGGGUGUGGGGGUGGGGGGGGGGGGGGGUGGUGGUGUUGGGGGGGGGUGGGGGUGGUGGUGUGUUGGGGGGGUGGGGGUGGGGGGGGGUGGGGGGGGGUGGUGGGGUGUUUUGGUGUGGGGUUGGGGGGGGGGGUUUGGGGGGGUGGGGGUGUUUGGUGGGGGUGUGUGGUUGGGGGGGUGGGGGUUUGGGGUUGUGGUGGGUGGGGUGGGUGGGGUUUGGUUGUGGUGUGGUGGGUGGGGGGGGGGGUUGGUUGUGGGGGUGGUGGGUGGCUUGGGUGUGGGGGGUGUGGUGGGGGGGGGGGUUGGUGUUGUUGUGGUUUGUUUGUGUUGUUUGGGGGGAGGUGUUGUGGGGUGUGGGGGGUUGGGGUUGGGUUGUGUAGUGUGGGGGGGUGUUGUUUGGGGGGGGUGUGGGGUGGUGUGUGUUGGGUUGGGUUGGGGUGGUGUUGUGUUUGUUUGGGGUGUGGGGUAUGUGUGGGGUGGUGGGGGGGUAGGGGUGGUGGGGAGGGGUGUUGGUGGAGGGUGUGUUAUGUGGGGUGUUGUGGUGUUUUGUGGGGGAGUUGGUGGGUUGGUGUGGGGGUGGUUUUGGGGAGUGGGUGGUUGUGGGGUUUUUUGUGGUUUUGUUGGUUUGGGUGGGUUUUUUGGGUGGUGUGUGGGUUGUGGGUGGUUUGUGGGUUUGGGGCGUGGUUGGGGGGGGUGGGGAUGUUGGGUGGUGUGUGGGGGUGGUUGGGGUGUGGUAAUUGUGGUGGGUGUUUGGUUGGGGGGGGUGGUGUUGGGGGGAAAGAAUUGGGAUGGUGAGGAGUGGUGGUUUUUGUGGUGGGGUGGGUGGGGGUGGGGGGUUGGAGGUGUGGGGGGGUUUGGGGUGAGUUGGGUUUGUAGGGUUGGGUUUUGGGUGUUGGGGUUGUGGAUGUUUGUUGGUUGUUGUGUGGGUGUUGGGAGGUUUUUGUUUGUUUUGGGUGGUGGAUGUGGGGUUGGGGUUGGUGUGGGUUUGUUGUUUGUGUGGGGUUUUGGGUUUUGGUAUGUUUUUUGUUUUGGUUUGGGUAUUGGAUUUUGUUUUGUGUGGAUUGUUUGGUGGUUUUGUGUGGUUUUUUGGGGUUGGGUGUUUGUUAUGUUUGUUUGUGUGGUGGGGGGGAUGUGGUGGUGGGUAUGGUGUUUGGUUUGGGGGGGGGGGGGUAUGGUUGGGUGGGUGGGUGGUUGUGUGGAAGGGGGGGUGGGGGGGGGGGUGGGGGGGGUUGGGUUUUGGGGGGGGGGGGAUUAG